CACAGGUGAGCUGUUAGCUGCUGCUGAGCCGCUUGAAGCUGCGCCAAAAGCACAGGAACUGGUUGUCCAGAAUGGGAGGACGGUGUAAACGGAGGGAGCUAAAGGAAACCAGUGAUGGGACAUCAGCGGCUGGUGUCUCUCCUCUACCGGAGACACACUCGCCUGUUCCCGGCUUCACUGACCAGGAUGUGGGCGGUGGUAACAAAGGCUCAAGAUGUUCUCUUUACGGCGAUGAGAAGGUCUACCCCGGGGUCCGUGUCAAGAUGCCAGUGAGGGAUCUGCUGAAGAAGAUCCGCGUAGACAAAGGCUACGAAGUUCAUGACUUUCAGAAGAUAUACGGCAAAUCAGUCAAAGGAGACGGACAUAAAGUCAAGAUGCGUGCAGCGCAGCGAAGUUACAAGAGAAAGCGCUCCACAAAGAGCCUGGAGGAGCUGGCGAUCAUCGUGGAGGUGCUGGAGGAGGACCUCAGGACGGGCAACACCUGCCGCUACCCUCCCCAAUCUCUGCCGUCCCCCAACCCUCCAGUGUCUCCUGACUGGUCUCAGACCGGCUCAGGGUACAACAGUGACGAGUCCGAUGAAAUGAUCCCCAGCCCCGACUUCUACGGGACCUCCUCUCUGUGCUCAGCAGGCAAGUACCAGCAGGCCCGGUCCCAUCCGGGCUUCACGCGCACCGGCCUCCAGCCCUCCGGCAUGGGGAACAUCGGGGGAGUCGGUGGAGGAGAGGGGCAGUGGGCCAAUACCCAGAACCAAGACGGGAACCUGUACAACCUGUACAACUCCACUUUCUUCUGGGCUCAGCUUCAGAGAGAGGAGAGCCAGCUCGGGGACGUCUCCGACGCCGAGCUGCUGGCCCACGACGAACACGGCAGGAC
Messenger RNA from Anarrhichthys ocellatus (wolf-eel), 874 nucleotides. RefSeq lists its product as uncharacterized. NCBI's taxonomy places the organism in Eukaryota, Metazoa, Chordata, Actinopteri, Perciformes, Anarhichadidae. The annotation marks the transcript as partial. Gene Ontology annotation, molecular function: DNA binding; POU domain binding. The record is from RefSeq and is a predicted model, not a curated record. The transcript is spliced from 7 exons.